Scleropages formosus (Asian bonytongue) is the source of this 783-nucleotide messenger RNA. RefSeq lists its product as uncharacterized. Gene Ontology annotation, biological process: spindle organization. Lineage: Eukaryota; Metazoa; Chordata; Actinopteri; Osteoglossiformes; Osteoglossidae. The transcript has 6 exons. Gene Ontology annotation, cellular component: centrosome. The record is from RefSeq and is a predicted model, not a curated record. The coding region runs from base 1 to 783 and encodes 260 amino acids.
AUGGCGUUCUGGUACCAAAGCGGGCCGGAAAACAUCGGAGAGCCGGUCUGGAGCAUGCUGGACAGCAGACGGGCUAUGCAGCUGCAGUCACAGUGGACGGAGGUUAGGGAACGAGAGCACAGGGCCUGGGUGCGCAACAGGCAGCUACUCCAGGACUUCCAGAAGGCCCAGGAAACUCUGAAAGACCUGGCUGCUCAAACUGCAGCCAUGGGCACCAUCCGCGUUGAGUAUGAGAAGCAGCUGGAACAGGAGUUCUCUCGAUGGCAGCAGAGGCUGAAUGAGAAGAGGCUGCAGCGCAAGGAGCAGGCGGAGCUGCAUGUAAAAGAUUUUCUGCUGAGACGAGAGGAGAACAGGAGCGACAUUGACAGCGGGCUUCCUGGGCUAGCCCAUUCUCACUCUCCUGCUGGUCCCUCCUACCUCACCAAUACACCCCUUACUCUGCACACUGACCCAGUAAAGAAGAGCAGAGCCUUGAAAAAUACUACAACAGCCUUCCACGAAGAAGACAGUACCCCACACCUGAUCUGGAAUUCCAUGUCGCAUCCCUCCUGGUUGACACAGGUUGAGCCUCAGACAUCUGCUUCACAAGCUCAGACUCUACAUAACAUCAAGGCCAAUGUUUCCAUGGAGGAUAGGCGUUUUCAGGAACAUUCCAGAGCUGGGUACCCUUUCCAACUCCCCCUGCCUUCUCCUGCGAUCCAGCCCUUUGACCCCCGUUGGCUCCUCCCUCCCAUAGAGCCUCUGUCAAGCUGGUAUGGUUUGUACACUGGAUUCCCAUCUUGA